AUGAACUCUGCCGUCGAGUCGCCGCCCGCCUCAUCAAGGAAUGUGGCGCCACAAGGCUCAGAUCAACAAUACUCGUUCAAUGUUACCGGACCGCCGCCGCCGCCAGGACGAGGGCUUGAUUGGAACGACUUGAACUAUCCGAAGGGAGCUAAGCUCUUCCACUACAGGCCACAGGAUGAUCUACCGAUCAACGUCGCCCACAGAUGCAACUUACUGCAUGCGAAUUACCUCGUGGCUGUGGCGGUUCUUCUUGUGAACAUUGUCAACACCAUCAUCACCAUACUAGCAUACAAGGCUCCCUGGAUCAACCUGCUGUACACUUUCCUAAAUUUCAUCAUCUUUGCUUCCGCAGCAUUCACCGUCUUUUACCUCGGAUACUUGGGCAUGGCGAUGCGCUCUAAGAAGCACCUACUGUACUACAAGAUUGCCGCGGGCGUUAUGAUCAUCAUUGGCCUCUACUUCAUGCUAGCCGGAGGAGGUGCCAUCAACGGCUUCUUGAAGGAUCUCACUUACCACGUUAGAGGCUAUUGGUGGUUCGCUGUCAUUCUGGAGAGUUUGAUGUGGUUCGCCUACGUGGCGCUGUCGUGCUACAAUCUCUACCUUAUGAUUAGAUUCUGCCCAGUUAGGUUCGACGAUCUGGGAGUAAAUCCAUGA
Perkinsus marinus ATCC 50983 is the source of this 654-nucleotide messenger RNA. RefSeq lists its product as hypothetical. Bases 1 to 654 code for a protein of 217 amino acids. The transcript has a single exon. The record is from RefSeq and is a predicted model, not a curated record. NCBI's taxonomy places the organism in Eukaryota, Perkinsozoa, Perkinsida, Perkinsidae.